Molecule: messenger RNA, 5660 nt
Organism: Lates calcarifer (barramundi perch)
Lineage: Eukaryota; Metazoa; Chordata; Actinopteri; Centropomidae
Gene: shprh
Product: SNF2 histone linker PHD RING helicase
Biological process (GO): nucleosome assembly; DNA damage response; protein polyubiquitination
Cellular component (GO): nucleosome; nucleus
Molecular function (GO): ATP binding; DNA binding; ATP-dependent chromatin remodeler activity
Source: RefSeq, a predicted model, not a curated record
GCGCGUCACUUCCUGCAUUUAAAAAUGGCGAACACCAGCAGCCCAGUCGCUAAAUGAAGUGUGUUUUGGUGCUUUGUAGCUGAAAUAUCUGCAGCUGCUACAGGAUAAAACGACUUCUGAUGCAGCGAUAGAAACCAGAUCUGUCUGUGGGAGGCUCGAAAAAGUUUAACCAUGAGUAGCCGAAGGAAGAGGGCCCCUCCUGUGAGGGUGGAUGAAGAAGCCAAGAAGAGGUUGAACUGGAACAUGCUGGAUGAUCGCAAGACCGAGGUGAUCCAGGAGGACGAUGACCAGACACCAACCUGCUCCCUUCUUCCAGUCGACCCUGCUCCCAGCAGCUCCUUUCUCUUAACUACUGAGGACGUCACAGCAGCUGCCUGUACCCAGUCUGUCCAAUUCACAGAGGAACUCCCCUGCACGUCGUCAGAAGGCACUGCUGCCUCAGCCUCUCUGGCACUGACAAUUGUGCCGGCUUCAAAGCUGAGCCACAUCUGGAAGGCACUCAUCGGGGAGUUCAGCAUGCGGCCAGCUUGGCUCCCGUGUGACUGUGAGCAGAAAGCGUUCACGCUCCACAGGAUGGGGGACCAGCUCUGCCUCAGUUACAGCAGCUGUGAUGAGAGCUCAGGGCUGCAGUGGAGGCCUGAUGAGGACACUUGCACAGCAGAGUGCAGCUUCAGUCGGAUCCCGCUAGAGGAACUCGACUGGCUGCAGAAGAGGAGGGUGAUACAAUUCUGCCACCAGCCAAAAGAGGAGUCAAUCAAGGUGGGGAUUUACUUGCUGGAAACUGGGCUUCGGAAAGCCGAGUUCCUCAGCGAGGGAAACGCCCGGCUGAAGAAAGCAAAUCAAGUGAUGCAGAAGUUAAUGGAGUAUUUCUAUGAUUUCAUUAUCCCUGAAGUUGUAGAAAACGAGGAGGAGGAGUGUGACACCGACCUGGAGAGACAAAAUGUCGAAGAGCUCUAUGAUUACGUGAGGCAUCUGCACCAGAGAGAGACCCAGGUGGUGACCUAUGACGUCCAGCACAAGGCUCUUAUUCCUGUGCUCAGACCCUAUCAGAGCCAGGCAGUCAACUGGAUGCUGAGGAGAGAAAAGUACAGGAACACUUCACAUAAAGAGCAAUCGCUGCAUUUCCUCUGGCGGGAGUUGGUCACUUUGUGUGGCAAGAAGUUGUUCUACAACCCUUUCACUGGCUGCUUAAUUCGAGAAUUUCCUUUGGCCGGCAUCGAGUGGCCAGGAGGGAUCCUGGCUGAUGAGAUGGGGCUCGGAAAGACGGUGGAAGUUCUGGCUCUCAUCCUGUUUCACACUCGGCAGGACCUGGAGCAGGAAGCCCUUACCCUGCCGGUGGGGAAAUCUGUGAAUUACUUUGUUCCUCCCCCUCCAUUAGAAAGAAAGAAAGUAACCCGCUGCAAGUCUGAAGUUCAGCCUAAAAUGAAAAUAUCUUACCCAACUGUGCGUGUCAUGCUGCUCACUGCAAUAAAGGAAAUGAGAUCUGGCAAAGGAGCCUCAGUCAACGCUAUCUUCACUUAUAUCCGUGCCACUUACGGUUAUGACCUCUUAAAGAACCGCAACCACAUCAGGAAGACACUGGCAAAGCUCAUAGAUGAAGGCCUGGUUGAUCGAGUGAAAGGCCGUGGCUUGGCAGGGUCAUUUAAGCUGGGAAAGAAAUACAAAGAAACAAAGAAGACAUUAGCAGGAGCAUCCAAGCCUAGUCCAAAAAACACAGAGGGCACGCCCAGGAAAAUGUUUCAGAGACGAGCAAAAGAGAAGGCAGAGGCAGCUCUUCAAAACUCUCUCACAGAAGACCAAACAGAUCUGACCCUCCCUACAUCUGACUGUCCUGUACAAGAAGAAACAGAACUGAAGAAGGAGUGGGAUAAAAGUCUGAAUGAGAAAGCAGAUCAGUCAGAUAAUGUGCUGGAUACGUCCACAACAUCCCUCCAGACGUCUCAGGAUAAAAGUGAAUCAGAUACACAGGACAUGCCCAGAGUGGACGAUCUACCUGAGGAAGAGGAGAAGCUCCUCAGCUCGAUUCACGAGGAGACAGAAACCCCCACCAGAGCGUCUGUGGUCCCUUUCAACACCCCAGACUACCGCUUUGAGUGCAUCUGUGGUGAACUGGGCAUUAUUGACUACAAGGCCCGUGUCCAGUGUAUGAACUGUCAGCUGUGGCAGCAUGCAGACUGUGUUAACUACAAAGAGGAAAGCCUUGAGACUACACCGUUCUACUGCCCUCACUGCCUGGUUGCCAUGAAGCCCGUCUCCACAGGUGCUACCCUCAUCAUCUCCCCGAGCUCCAUCUGCCACCAGUGGGUGGAGGAGAUCAACCGACACAUCAGGUCCUCCUCGCUCCGAGUGCUGGUUUAUCAGGGUGUGAAGAAACAUGGAUUCAUCCAGCCACAUAUGCUCGCUGAGCAGGAUGUGGUCAUCACAACUUACGACGUGCUGCGGUCAGAGCUCAACUACGUCGACAUUCCCCACAGUAACAGCAAGGACGGACGCCGCUUCCGCAACCAGAAACGCUACAUGGCCGUUCCCAGUCCUCUGGUGGCUGUGGAGUGGUGGCGCAUCUGUCUGGACGAGGCUCAGAUGGUUGAAUGUCCAACUGCAAAGGCUGCAGAAAUGGCUCUACGUCUUGCAUCUGUCAACCGCUGGUGUGUCAGUGGCACUCCUGUCCAGAGAGGCUUGGAAGAUCUGUAUGGCCUUGUACUUUUCCUGGGAGUUGAUCCAUACUGGGUGAAACACUGGUGGGACCAGCUGCUUUAUCGCCCUUAUCGACGUGGAAACACAGAGGCUCUGUACAACGUAAUCGCUCAGUUAUUAUGGCGUUCGGCUAAAAAAGACGUCAUUGAUCAGAUCCAGAUUCCCCCUCAGACGGAGGAGGUGCACUGGCUGCACUUCUCCCCUGUCGAGGGUCACUUCUACCACCGUCAGCAUGAGGUCUGCUCCCAGGACGCUCUGGUCAAACUCAGGAAGAUAUCCGACUGGAGCCUGAAACUCGGCAGCCUCGACCGCCGCACUGUCAACACCAUCCUGUGCCCGCUGCUGAGGCUGCGCCAGGCCUGCUGCCAUCCACAGGCUGUGAGAGGGGAAUUCCUACCUCUGCAAAAAAGCACCAUGACGAUGGAGGAGCUCCUUAAGUCCCUGCAGAAGAAAUGUCGAGUGGAGUGUGAAGAAGCUCACAGACAAUUGGUGUGUGCGCUCAACGGCCUGGCUGGAAUUCACAUCAUCAGAGAUGAGUUUGUAGAGGCAGCAGAGAUGUAUAGAGAAGUGCUUCGUUCAUCAGAGGAGCACAAAGACAGACUGAAAACGGAUUCAUUACAGAGACUUCAUGCUACCCAUAAUUUGAUGGAACUGCUGAGUGCAAAGCAUCCUGGGAUACCUCCAACACUGAGAGAUGACCGUCUGAGUGAAGAGGCUGAGCAGCUGCGCCAGCACUAUAUGACCAAAUAUGACUCGGAGGUGGCGGACGCCCAUCAGGCUCUGCAGCCAGUGUUACAGAACAUCAAAGAGCUAAAACGCAAAGUUAAUCUCAACUCUCCCUGGUGGCUAGAUGUCAUUCAGAGAGCAAUCCGCUGCUCCACUGACGACGAUCUAGUGUCCCGCAUCAAGAAUGAGCUAACAUCCAGCUACAAGCAACAAGCCAGCAAGCUCUCCAUGGCUGACAAGUUCCGUGACGCCUGUGGUUUGCAGUUCCUGCUCACCACUCAAAUGCAAGAUCUGAUGAAAUCGCAAAAGACUGUGCAGGAUGCAGUGAAGAGUCUUGAAGGCCCAGCUUCAAAGAAAGUGAUUGAUGAAGCCACCAUUUGUCACCUCAGGCCUAUGAGACUGCCACUCAAUAACUGCGUCUUUUGCAAAGCUGAUGAACUUUUUAUAGAUUAUGAGUCCAAGCUGUUUUCUCACACGGUGAAGGGUCAGACGGCUAUCUUUGAAGAAAUGAUCGAGGAUGAAGAGGGGCUGGUGGAUGACCGUCUACCCACCACCAGCCGAGGUCUCUGGGCAGCCAGUGAGACUGAGCGCACCCUGAAGGCCAUCUUGUCUUUUGCCAAAGCUAAACGCAUGGAUCCAGAGCUGGUGGAGGAGGGCAACACUUUCAUGGAGCUGUUUGAGAACUGGAAGAAGGAGUACAAGGUGCUACAUGAGUACUGGAUGGUGCUGCGUAAUCAUGUGUCAGCCAUCGAUGAGUUGGGCAUGGCCACAGAGAGGCUGCGUGUGCGCCUUCCUGACGAGCCAAAGCCCAAACUGCUGCACAUCAUCGAGCCACAUGAGGUGGAGCAGAACAGAGUGAAGCUUUUGAACGACCAGGCAGUGGCCAAGUCUCAGCUUCAAAAGAAGCUCGGCCAGUUUCUCUAUCUCACGAAUCUGGAGAAGUCCCAGGACAAGUCUACUGGAGGGCUGAACCCAGAGCCAUGUCCCAUCUGUGCUCGGCCCCUGGGACAGGAGUGGGCAGUGUUAACUUGUGGUCACUGCUUCUGUAAUGAGUGUAUUGCUAUCAUUGUGGAGCAGUACAGUGUGGGCUCAAGGCGGCGUGCCAUCAAGUGCGCCAUUUGUAGGCAGACCACAUCCCACACAGAGAUCUCUUACGUGUUCACCACACAGGCGUCCAGUCAGGACCAGGACAUCCCAGUCAAGGGAAGCCACUCUACCAAAGUAGAGGCGGUGGUGAGAACACUGAAGAAGAUUCAAGUCACCAACCCCGGGGCCAAGUGUCUCGUUUUCUCCACGUGGCAGAGCGUCCUGGACAUCAUUGCUAAGGCCUUGUUUGACAAUAACAUGGAGUUCUCACAAAUAAAUGGGAUUCACAAAUUUCAGGAGAAUCUGAGCUCCUUCAAAUAUGAAGAGAAGAUCAACAUUCUUCUCCUGCCUCUCCACACGGGCUCCAAUGGUCUGAACAUCAUUGAAGCGACUCAUGUGUUGCUGGUUGAGCCCAUCCUCAACCCAGCUCAUGAGCUCCAGGCCAUUGGCAGGGUGCACCGGAUUGGCCAAACCAAGCCAACAUUUGUUCACAGAUUCCUCAUUAAAUCCACUAUUGAAGAGAGAAUGCAGGCAAUGCUGAAGACAGCAGAGAAAAGUCACACCAGCACAACCAUGAAGCACUCUGAGGCUGCAGUCCUGACAGUAGCUGACCUCGCUGACUUGUUCACUGAAGAUACUGAACCUCUGGAGUGAAUAUAAACACCAUGCAGCACAGGAAAGGACACCUGCUAAAGAUACAAAAGCAAAGAUAGCUCACUGUCUUAACAUCAGUGAUAAAGAAGUACUCUGAAUUUGCACAUUCCACUUUUUUUUAUAUAUGCAUCCUGAUGUUAUCUAAUGCAUUUCCAAAAAGAUAUUUUAACAAAUUGCUGACAACAGAUUACAACGUGUUUCUUGUUUGUAUUCAAGAACAAAUUUUAAAUCUCUUUGGAGUAUUUGUGUAUUUGGGUCACUUGUCAUAAGUUACUGAUUCAGUAACCUGUCCAAGAUCACAUUUGACUGGACUGUACAGUAUUGCUGUUUGUGUUAAUCUAAUAUAAUUAUGUGCAUUUAUAUAGAACUACACUGUAUGGCAAGAGGGAUAAAUAUGGAGAAAUUCACAUGCUGAAAUCACAUCAGUGAUUGAGGUAUUCAGGAAAUAUUCAGGAAAUAAAGACCUGUCGAAUGCAGACUGUCAACCUGUUAUGACUCAA